Cyprinodon variegatus (sheepshead minnow) is the source of this 5291-nucleotide messenger RNA. It is a transcript of the gene vav2, whose product is annotated as vav guanine nucleotide exchange factor 2. Gene Ontology annotation, molecular function: protein binding; guanyl-nucleotide exchange factor activity. The record is from RefSeq and is a predicted model, not a curated record. Gene Ontology annotation, biological process: intracellular signal transduction; cell migration; regulation of GTPase activity. The transcript is spliced from 30 exons. Lineage: Eukaryota; Metazoa; Chordata; Actinopteri; Cyprinodontiformes; Cyprinodontidae. Bases 967 to 3609 code for a protein of 880 amino acids. Gene Ontology annotation, cellular component: cytoplasm.
UUAUGUAUGGAGGAGCAUGGAGACACUUUGGGAAAGUCGGGGCAUGCAGUCCGAGUUUUAGGUUGGAAGGAAACGCCACCGGGAAGCCGUGAGGUCAUUCUAUCUCCUUGGUCUGGGACGAACCUAAAGCGUCUGGAGGGGGGCAACGGGUCAAAUGUGAACAGCGCGUCGGAGUUGGGACCACAGAAACAUCUCCAAGCCAAAGACAACCAGCGAGGGAGAGAGACGCGCGUGAGGAAAGGGAGCGGAAGAGAAGGCUGUAAAUCUUUCCCACGUUUUGGCGCGUGCGCUCAGAUUGGAUACAUUGUAACAGAAACGGGACGUUUAACGGAGCUGAUUGUAAACACAGGCUCCUCUGUUAUUUGUUCCCGCUGGACAUGUUUCCGGUGGCGAAGAGCGACGUGUAAGGCUGAAGACUGGGCUGUUGUUCUCAGCCUGCUUCCACUUCUCUUUAUAUUUCUAUUUCUUAGCAUAAAAAUACUAAAAGUUUGCGUUUUUUUUUUCUUCUCUCGCUUGGUUGUGACAAAACGUAAAAUGCAAAUGCGGUAAGUGACUCCGGGCUUCCUCCUCUGCUCUUUGCUUCACUGGAUUAUCUGACACACCGCUGCAUCCAGCUGUUCGCUCUUUGUUUGCCAACUGGAUUUGUGCAAAUAAACUUUUUUUUCUCCAUUGUUUAUUUUUGAGAAUGAAGAGAAGAAAAUUCUCCUGAAUUUUUUAUUUUAUUUUUUUAAUUUCUCUUUUCAGCCUUCAUGUUUGGGGUCACUGACAUGCAGUGAUCCAGCCCAGUUUAUUGCUGCUGUUAACCUAAACUUGUGACAUCACAUCAUUAAAGAAGCACCGGUGGAUGAUUAAGGCUCCCCGGAGAAGGAAACCGACCACAGUCGCCUGCUCGCGCGCAGAAGAACGCAGCGCUCCGCCGGCUGUGAAGCAGUCUGAGGGCUCGGUCAGUGUGUCCCCGCAGCAGAGAUGGAGGAGUGGAGGCAAUGCGGCCGCUGGUUGAUAGACUGCAAGGUCCUGCCCCCGAACCACCGGGUCGUGUGGCCCACGGCGGUGGUGUUCGACUUGGCGCAAGCGCUGCGGGACGGGGUGCUCCUGUGCCAGAUGUUGCACAACCUCUCCCCCGGAUCCGUGGAUCUGAAGGAGAUCAAUUUCAGGCCUCAGAUGUCACAGUUCCUUUGUCUGAAGAACAUCCGGACGUUUCUAAAAGUGUGCCACGACAAGUUCGGUUUGAGGAACAGCGAACUCUUCGACCCGUUUGACCUUUUUGAUGUCCGAGACUUCGGAAAGGUAAUCUCUGCCCUGUCAAGGAUCUCCCAGCACAGCAUUUCACAAAUCAAAGGCAUCAGGCCUUUCCCGUCCGAGGACACAGCUCUGAAUGAGGAUGAUGUGUACCGGAGCCUGGAGGAGUUGGCAGAUGAACAUGACCUGGGUGAAGAUGACAUCUACGACUGUGUGCCAUGUGAGGACGACGGGGACGACAUCUACGAGGACAUCAUUAAGGUGGAAGUACGACAACCCAUGAUCAGAUACAUGCAGAAAAUGGGCAUGACAGAAGAUGACAAGAGGAAUUGCUGCUUAGUAGAGAUCCAGGAGACUGAAGCCAAGUACUAUAAGACACUAGAAGACAUUGAGAAGAAUUACAUGAUCCCUCUGAAGCUUGUCUUGAGUUCACAAGAAAUGGAGGCUAUUUUUGUCAACCUGGAGGAUAUAAUCCGAGUCCACUUUGCCCUUCUGAGAGCCAUUGACCUGAGCAUGGUCAGCGGAGGAAGUGGCCUUGGAAAGAUCUUCCUCGAAUUUAAGGAAAGGUUGCUGAUCUACGGUCAGUACUGCAGCCACAUGGAGAACGCCCAGAAGACACUGGAUGAUCUCAUAGCAACACGAGAGGAUGUCAAAAUAAAAGUGGAGGAAUGUACCAUGAAGGUGCAGGAGGGGAAGUUCAAGCUGCAGGAUCUCUUAGUGGUUCCCAUGCAGAGGGUGCUCAAGUAUCACCUACUUCUGAAGGAACUUUUGAGUCACUCGACUGACCGGCCAGAGAAGCAACAACUUAGAGAAGCUCUGGAAGCCAUGGAGGACCUGGCUAUGUAUAUCAAUGAAGUCAAGAGAGACAAUGAGACGUUGAAAAAAAUAAGUGAAUUCCAAAGUUCAAUAGAGAAUCUUCAGGUGAAACUGGAGGAGUACGGCAGGCCAAAGAUAGAUGGAGAGUUGAAAGUGAGCUCCAUCCUCAACAGAACUAAACAAGAUCGGUAUAUUUUCCUUUUUGACAAAGUGGUCAUUGUUUGCAAGAGGAAAGGCUACAGUUAUGAGCUAAAAGAGAUUAUUGAACUCCAGUCGUACAAAGUCUCAGACGACCCCACGAACAACAGAGACAUGAAAAAGUCAAGUGGAAAAAUGUGGUCUUAUGGUUUCUACCUGAUCCACCUGCAAGGGAAGCAGGGCUUCCAGUUCUUUUGUAAAACGGAAGACACAAAGAGGAAGUGGAUGGAGCAGUUUGACAUGGCCAUGUCCAACAUCAAGCCAGAGAGAGCUACAGCCAACCAGCACAACUUCCAAAUGCACACGUUUGACAAGAACACCAACUGCCGAGCCUGCAAGAAGCUCCUAAGGGGCACUUUCUAUCAGGGCUACUACUGCUCUCGCUGUGGAACAGGAGCUCACAAAGAGUGCCUGGAAGUGAUCACCAUCUGUAAAAUCAAUCCCCAUGACAUGGAGCCUGGGAUGUCCCCUGGUCCAAAGAUGGUGGCUGUGAGGAACUACCAUGGGACACCAACACCUCCAGGGAAGAUGCCUCUAUGUUUCCAAACAGGAGACUUCAUUGAGCUUCUGAAGGGCGAUCCUGACACGCCAUGGUGGGAGGGGAAGCUGAUGCAAGCACAAAAGAGUGGCUUCUUUCCCAGUUCGUGUGUAAAACCGUACUUAGACCCAAAGCCUUUCCAGUCAUUAUCCAGCCGGCAGUCAUCAAGAGAAGCAGACUACUAUGGAUAUCCUUGGUUUGCAGGUAACAUGGAGCGCCAGCAGGCAGACAACCUUUUAAAAUCCCACUGCAGCGGGACAUACCUGAUCAGGGAGAGGACGGCGGAGGCAGAGAGGUUCGCCAUCAGCAUCAAGUUCAACGAUGAAGUAAAACACAUCAAAGUUGUCGAAAAAGACAACUGGAUCCACAUCACUGAGGCAAAAAAGUUUGAGAGUCUUCUGGAGCUGGUGGAGUACUAUCAGUCGCAUUCACUGAAGGAAAGCUUCAAGCUGCUGGACACCACACUGAGGUAUCCCUACAAGUCGAGAGAACGCUCGCUAACUCGAGCUAGCACGCGCUCGCCAGCAGCAACCUGCGCCUCCUACAAUUUCUCCUUCCUUAGUCCACAAGGCCUGAAUUUCUCCUCCUCUCAGAGCUCUGCUCCCUUCUGGUCAGUGUUCACUCCUCGGGUGGUGAGCACAGCAGUGGCCAGGUAUAACUUUGCAGCACGAGACAUGAGGGAGCUGUCUUUGCGGGAAGGAGACAUAGUCAAAAUAUACAGCAAGAUUGGUGGAGACCAGGGCUGGUGGAAAGGAGAGGCUAACGGACGAAUCGGAUGGUUUCCUUCGACCUACGUGGAUGAAGAAGGAGUGCAGUAAGGCUCUGCACAUGCUGCCGAAGUUUCCGUUCAAAUCAGGAACUAAAUUCUUUCUGCUGUCCUCAGAGGAAAUGACUCCCUCUCUCCAGAAAAAAACUACUGUUUUUGUUGGGGAGGGAAAAAAAAUUGCAAGAAUUUUUACUGAACAUCUUAAUUUUUGUUCUUUUCAAGUACAAAUCAGCUUUUGUUUUGCCAGGCGUCCUGUUUGUUUUCUGUAUAGAGAAGGAAAAGCAGCUGUCCAGCUGUGUCCCCCGCUGUGCUCGACAGAGGACACAGCCGGGACUUAUUGUUGAUAGCUUUAUUUUGCAAAAAUGAAGAUGCUCCCCUUUGUUGCAGGUCUGUGCCAGGUGAAUUAAUUGUACAGUAUAGAUAAUUUAUUGAAUAGAGAUUAUUAUCAGUACUAAUGGUUCUUGUGGGGAAGGUUUGAGCAGAGAAUCGGAUCAGAUAUACUAAAAGAAGGAGAAAAAAAAUGAUGCAGUGUUUUUAUGUGCAGAAAUUUUUGCCUUAGUUGUCAUGGUGAUGCCUUGUGGGCUGACACCAGUGGAUGGAAUCGACUUUGUGGACUGGUUUUUACUUCUCCAUGUAUGCAUGUGCCCACAUACAGUUCACACACACGCGCAUACAAAUGUACAGUACGGUGCCUUCAGAAAACGGUCGCGCAUCAGUCAGCGAAGUGAAAAGCCUCUCCAGAUCGUCCACAAGCACAGGACUUUUCUGAAGGAGCUGCGGGGCACAGAUACAAUUUUAAACAUUACCAUCAAGACUGGAUGGACUCACAGGACCAGUCUGCCUGAGGUUUUUUUAGCCAAUCACAUACACAACUCACAUCUGUGGAGGUUUCACAGUCCUGUGGGAUGCAAAAGGGAAAGACGUUCAAACCCACAGCCACACUUUUCAAAAACUGUACUCAUCUUUCCUUCAUUGUUUCCUGCACAGAAUCACAAGUUAUCCAAUUCAAAAGGCAAAGCAGCCAAAUCCAGCCAUGUUUCAGUGUCUGCAGAGUCUCUGUCCUCGCUUUGAGUUUUCCACCUUGCCUUAAUUCUUUGCUUUUUUAGCAGUUUAUUACUGGAUGAUAUUUUCCUCCAUCAACCUCCCGUAAAUCAGUGUGUUAAUGUGGGCAAUUCAUUUUUGGUGCUGUUUUUUUUUCAUCUGAAAAAAAGCUGGGUGUCAAAUCCAUAAAGGGAAAGUUGAUGUGCUUCAUGUUUUAUUUUAGUCCCAGCUGAUUCUGGUGCAGAAAAGUCUUUAAUCUAAAGGUUUGGUACCCUAAUUGGUUCAUCGUUAAGGUUUCCACAAAUACCCAAUUAUUUGUUCAACCUCUACAGUGAAAGCCAUGAUUUUUGCUCCAAUUAUGCAAAUAAACAUCUAAACUUCUUUGAUUCCUAAGGACUGAAAUGUAAACAGGAAGCACACCAUCUCCAACCAGAUCACAGACUCCUGUGUUGCUUAAAAAAGCUAACAGGAGGGGGCGCUGUGUCAUCUGGAAAGAAAAUGGGAAGGGUCAUCGUAGAGGUGAUGGUCAGGGCUGUACUCGUUUUUUUACCAGGUGGACAAAAACCCAUUGCAUGUGACUAUUGAUAUGUCGACUCCUGUCAGUUCAUUCCAGACAAUUGAUUACCUGAUUGUGUAAAUUUUUUUGAAUGGUUGAGUAUUUCCAAAUGAGGUCUAUAAUAAAAUAAAUAUGUC